CUUACUCCUUCAUCUGGGCCAUGAGCUCGUCGUUGCCACCAAUACCGCACUGCUUUGGAAUGCAGGAGCACCCAGAAGCUUCUCUUGAGCGGUCGAAACUCUCCUCGCUUAUCGAUAGUCCCGGAGAUCCGCUUUCGACGCACCUCACACUAGGGUUCGCCUCCCGUAUACCUGUUUUUUACCUAUGCGAACGCUUCUUCUUCGCCUCGCUUCUCUUCUGCACCCUCAAAGCUUAGCAUACACGGUUGGCUCGGCCCUCGGAUCCACCCCACCGUCCAUAGACGCUUGCCUUGCAGCAUUCACCGUCCCCAAUUCCGUGGGACUGACGACAGGUGCUCGCGCAUGGUCGAAGCACGCACACCGGGCCUCAGCUCCUCCAAGCCCCGCACCCACAUCGUCUCCCACUCCCUCGAAUGGCCCCGAACGCGCAUCAACGGCGAAAUCCGCGCCGCCGCCAUCGGGGUGGUGGGGCACCGCUGCCGGCCCCGUCGCCGUGCAGAACGAGAGGGCCGUGACGCUGUUCUGGCGCGUCAUGGACAAUGCGACGUGGCGCAAUCUGCACUGGCUCCCGCACCAAGUGCUUGUGUACGAGGUGCGCGUCGCGGAGGGGUACGGCAUGCGCUGGUCGCAGGAUCGGAGCCUGCUCGAGGACUCGGAAGGUGCCGGACCUUCGCAGCCGGAUCCGGAUUGGAUUUUUCGUGGAUUCGUCGAGCCGAUGAUGGAUGGCGGGCACCAAGUCCGGUGGAGGCAUUAAUUGCUAACUCGCCCGCGACGAAUUCCCACACCCUUUCGGGGUUGUUGAACAUCUCUUUUGUGUAUUGGUACCCCUUUGUCCCUUGCUCCCACACAAAUUCCAAGAUCUUGUCCUCGGUCUCAUCCUCAUACGGGAUCGCGUUUCGGAAAUUGAGGGUGAGGGACGCACUCACAGGGAGCGCCUGCGGGGCGGCUGGGUCAUCUGCUAAAUCCGCUGUAUCUAGCUCGGAGAGGAUGUCAUCCAGCGACGUGAUCUCGGACCCCUUGAUGCCUCCGUCGAACUCAAAUUUCUCGGCCUGCGCGCCAAAGACGGCAGAGCGGACGCCGUGUUUCUGGAAGAGGUAGCUGGUGAAGAUCGAGCAUGUCGAUGCACAGAUGCCGUUUGAGACGAUCACGUAGUCGCCGUCCGCGAAUGGGGGCUCGUCAAACGUCUUCGCGAUGGAAUCGAAGUUGUCCAAGAUGGGGUGCGAGUAUGCGUCUGGGAUGCCGUUGACGAUUUGCUUUACGGGGGGAUCCAUGAACUGCGCAUUGGACGUGAGCCGCUCGUUUCGCCCCGACAGGUAGUUUCCGAAAAAGUACUCCGAAUCUGAGUUGUUCUGCUCCGAAGCACACUCUGCCUCCCGCCUGAUCAAGUCGCUCACUCGAAACACCGCAGGGAAUCCCGGGUACCGGUCUUUGGGCCACAGCGUCCGCAAUGCGAGGGCGCCCGUAGAGAUGAAGCCGCCGCGAUUGCCAGACACGUCGAGCAAGAUGUGUCUGACGCCUGCCUUCUUCAGCUCCACCAGUCCGCUGUGGAUCGUUUUUGAAAUCCCAUCAGAGUACGUUUGGUAAUCGUGCUGUGCGGGCGGCUCAAAUUGCUCGAGAUAGACAACACCCACAUGCUUGUGCUCCUGCAAUUGGUAGAUGUCGAGCGUGAGGAAAUGGCCGAACGAUGUGACUGCGAGAUCUGGUGAGCAUCUUCUAUCCCCCUGCACCUCAAUCUGCGCUGCAGCUUACGGUUGGGCUGGACGUAGUUUGGGUGGACAGGCGUGUGCUGUUUUGUGCGGAUCUCUGCUUGCGUGUCUGGUGCGACCACCGCCUUCCUGCGUUGGUAUCUCGACGGCUGUCGCAAAAGCCCGCGGCGACGGGUUUCUCCCGAGAUGUCGCUGCAGAACGACAGAUCUGCGCCAACGAAACUCGCAGCCCAAGGCACUGUCAGCAGCUGGCUUGUGCCGUUGGCCAGCAGGACCUCCACGGUUACGGAGUCCGAGCCGGGGUAGAACAUCCUCUGCGCAAACUUGCCGAGCUCCUGCGUGAACAGUCCAGAAUCGGUGUCCGCCGAGUAUCGAGACAUCAGGCGCAUGUACCUCGGAUCCAGCGUCUCGUAGGCGCCUUGCAGCCCGUCGUAGAUACUCGAGUUCGCCGCGAGAUCAAGCAGAUACGGGCCCGCUUCGACGCCGUCAAUCGACAGGAUGCGCGCGCCGUCGAAUUCCCGCACAGACACAUUCAGGCCCUGGAAGUACUCCUCCAGCCCCGACCGGUUUUGGUUCGGAAAGUCGUAGUUGGCGAGGAAGACGGGAUAUGUAGUCUGGUUGGAGGGGCUGUCCGCUAGGGACGCAAUCGAGAAGGGCAGGUUCCAGCUGAAAGAUUGGGUGCACGAAGCCACGAAACUCGUGUGUCCGUCCUGCUCGCGAUUGAAAGCCUCUGACACCUAUUUUGGAAUCAGCCAUCAAAGGCUCCCUGGGCGUGAUGUAGGAUGGACCCACGGCAAUGUUGAAAUCCCAGUCUGUCUGGUAUCCAGCCAUUCCGCCUUGGGCGGCCGUGUGCUGGACGUCUGCGCGUCUCUCAGAACGUCAUACUCGAUGCACCAAUGCAUGUGAUUGCGCGCUGACCUUGCAACAACGAGCGGA
Mycena citricolor is the source of this 2642-nucleotide messenger RNA. NCBI's taxonomy places the organism in Eukaryota, Fungi, Basidiomycota, Agaricomycetes, Agaricales, Mycenaceae. The record is from the annotation of a GenBank genome assembly.